UCAUCCCCCGGGCUGCUCGCCAUCGGCUGCUUUCACUCUGACCUCCUUCGCCUUACGCCCCUCGUGGCUUCUCUCUCUCUUGUGCGAGAAACAAGGGAACCUCUGGUGCCUGUACCUUUCCUCCCUCGAGCUCCACUACCUCUGCAACCAUAACCCACUCUCCGCCCCCGCACGCAUCUAUUUGUUUCCCGCCUUCUCUCUCUCUCUCUCUCUUUUAUUUGGAAGAUUUAGGGGUGGGUUUGCGACUGCUAGUGGUUUAUGAGCUAUGCAGCUGGAUCUUUAGGUUUUCAAUUCCUCUAGGUGGAUGCAUGAGACAAUUUGAAGCUACAAACAUUGCCUAUUCUCUUGCUAAUUUGACCUGGGUUUUUUAAGGUGCGCGCAUGUAUUAGUGGAGAACUAGAGAUAUGAUCCUGGUGGUGUAGUCCAACUACUCAUGUGAGAUUGCCACCCUCGCCAGAGGCUUGCGAAAUCCUUCGCAGCAAGGAACAGAGAUCUUAUGGCAUAUGAGAGGGAGAGAGCACGUGCAAUUGUUAAUUGCCUUUGAUCAUUACUAUUUGACGGUUAAUUCCAUUUCCAUUAUUAAGUGGAUGUUCUGCAGUGAAGAUUGUACCCGGAUUUAUCCAAAUUCAACUUGUAUGGAAUGAAAGUUAUUGUUGUACAAAAAAGUUUCUUCUCCUAUGAAUGUGCUGUUCAAAAGAAAAACCUUCCAAGUUUCGGGUUCCUUUUUUUUUGGAAUUUCUCAAUUAAUUGAAUGGUGAACAAGGCCUAUGAUGAUGUCUGUAUUCAAGUACCUCGAUCUCGGGUUAGUCUUUUCCAUGGAUUCCUUAACGAAUGCAAAAUUACAGAGAAGAUAAAGAUCUCUGAAUGCUUGAAUGGUACUCACUAUGAGAUAUAUGGUUAUGUUCGGUCAAAGGGUUCAUCAGAGCAUUUCCUAUUUUUGCUAUAUUUCACGGUCAUUAUGUGAUCGUAGCUUUAGAGACGAUGGUGGUGACAAUGGGUGUGAAGUUAAUGAUAGCUUCCCAAAGGGAGGUAGUCUAAAACUAGAUUUUGACUCUGCAAUGCACAUGGAUCCUACUGCAACCCUCCCUGAGAUGUCCAUUGUAGGAAUUCAUGACAGUGAUGAAAAUGGUUCUCAGGAAGAUUUUUCCCAUCAACAGAGAGUUUUCAAUGAUGUACGGUUUGAUGCUGAUAGAAUUCUGGAAAUUCUCCACCAAGAUGAACCGGGUUUUGAUGUUAGAUUGGCUUUAGAUGAGUUGCAACUCGGGCUGUCAACUUUCCUCGUCAGAGAAGUUCUCAAAAGGAUUUUGAAAACUAUAAACCAUACAAAUAGGAACCGCAGUGCAAAGUUGAGUUACAAGUUCUUCGUGUGGGCCAGUCUGCAAAGUAACUACAGUCACACCUCGAACACCUACCACUUGCUUAUGAGUAUCUUUGCAAAUUGUCAGGAGUGGAAGGCAAUGGGGAGAUUAGUUGAUCAGAUGACCGAAUAUGGGUUGCCUACUACUGCCAGAACAUUUAACAUCUUAAUAUGUGCUUUUAGCGAGGCAGGUAUGAGGAGGAGAUUAGUGGAGAGGUUCAUUACAUCAAAGACAUUUAAUUAUAGGCCGUUCAAGCACUCCUACAAUGCAAUUCUACACUCUCUUCUGGCAGUAAAGCAAUACAAUUUGAUUGAGUGGUUGUAUCGGCAAAUGCUUGUUAAUAAGCAUUCCCCUGAUGUUUUAUCUUACAACAUACUUUUAUGUGCGAAGUACAGACUUGGAAAGUUAUUAGAGUUCCAGACAGUGCUUGACGAGAUGCUUAGAAGUGGAUUUUUCCCGGAUUUCCACACAUAUAACAUCUUACUCCAUGUGCUUGGGAAAGAUGACAAACCUUGUGAAGCUCUUAAGCUAUUAAAUCACAUGAGAGAAGUUGGUUGUGAGCCAAACAUUCUCCACUUCACUACAUUGAUGGAUGGGCUGAGUCGGGCUGGAAAUUUGGUUGCCUGCCAAUAUUUUUUUGAUGAGAUGGUUAGGAAAGGGUACAUGCCGGAUGUAGUGUGUUACACGGUCAUGAUCACAGGAUACAUUGUUGCUGGUGAGCUUGAGAAUGCUCAAAAAAUGUUUGACGAGAUGAUUGUCAAAGGGCAGCUGCCGAAUGCUUUUACAUACAAUUCCAUGAUACGUGGCCUUUGCAUGGCCCAGAAGUUUGAAGAGGCACGCGCAAUGCUGGAUGAAAUGGAAUCUAGAUGUUGCAGUCCAAAUUUUAUUGUUUACAGGACUCUAGUUGCUAAUCUGCGGAAUGCUGGAAAGCAGCAUGAAGCUUAUAAAGUAGUAGAACAGAUGGUAAAGAAGGGGCAUUAUAUCCAUCUUCGCUCAAAACUUGAGGGAUAUGUUAAAGAAUCUAGACGGAGAAAUGUGUACAAGUAGAAGAUUCUUUUGUUAUGACCUCAAAAUAUGAUACUUAUUUUAGUUACCAUGGUUCAAUUGUGACCUUUGCUGGCUGAUGCUCAUUCCAGACUUCACAGAAGUCUAACAGAGUGGCUAUUAUGAUGAUUGUAUCUCUGUAAAGUAUGUGCUCUUUUAUUUUUAAUGUAUUGUCAUAUGAGGCGAGACUAACCAAUAAAACCAAGCUAAUUUUUUUUAAACCUCCCUUAAUAAUGGAUCACCCCCACCCCUUGUAGUAGGAAAUAAUUCAGGAUUGCUUGAUUAGAAGGUAUGUUUUUUUUUUUGGGGGGGGGGGGGUGCGGGGGAAGGAGUUGGAGGAAAAGUGGACAUGACUCAUGUGAAGCAUUCAAAAGAUUUAAAUAAGAUUAUUUUGUGUAUUUUUAUUUUA
This is a messenger RNA of Macadamia integrifolia, 2811 nucleotides long. Its product is annotated as pentatricopeptide repeat-containing protein At1g55630-like. Gene Ontology annotation, molecular function: protein binding. Lineage: Eukaryota; Viridiplantae; Streptophyta; Magnoliopsida; Proteales; Proteaceae. The transcript has 2 exons. The record is from RefSeq and is a predicted model, not a curated record. Bases 873 to 2405 code for a protein of 510 amino acids.